CAGCGGGAGCCGCCGAGAGCUCGCCUCGCUCUCCCGCGCGGCGCCUCGGGAGGCGCCUUCUGCGGCGGGCGGACCGACUCCUCGGCGCGGCGGGGCCGGGGCAAGCUGGACGCAGCAUGAUGCGCGCAGUGUGGGAGGCGCUGGCGGCGCUGGCGGCAGUGGCGUGCCUGGUGGGCGCGGUGCGCGGCGGGCCCGGGCUCAGCAUGUUCUCGGGCCAGGCGGCGCAGCCCGACCCCUGCUCGGACGAGAACGGCCACCCGCGCCGCUGCAUCCCGGACUUUGUCAACGCGGCCUUCGGCAAGGACGUGCGCGUGUCCAGCACCUGCGGCCGGCCCCCGGCGCGCUACUGCGUGGUGAGCGAGCGCGGCGAGGAGCGGCUGCGCUCCUGCCACCUUUGCAACGCGUCGGACCCCAGGAAGGCGCACCCGCCCGCCUUCCUCACCGAUCUCAACAACCCGCACAACCUGACGUGCUGGCAGUCCGAGAACUACCUGCAGUUCCCGCACAACGUGACGCUCACGCUGUCGCUCGGCAAGAAGUUCGAGGUGACCUACGUGAGCCUGCAGUUCUGCUCGCCGCGGCCUGAGUCCAUGGCCAUCUACAAGUCCAUGGACUACGGGCGCACGUGGGUGCCCUUCCAGUUCUACUCCACGCAGUGCCGCAAGAUGUACAACCGGCCGCACCGCGCGCCCAUCACCAAGCAGAACGAGCAGGAGGCCGUGUGCACCGACUCGCACACCGACAUGCGCCCGCUCUCGGGCGGCCUCAUCGCCUUCAGCACGCUGGACGGGCGGCCCUCGGCACACGACUUCGACAACUCGCCCGUGCUGCAGGACUGGGUCACGGCCACUGACAUCCGCGUGGCCUUCAGCCGCCUGCACACGUUCGGUGACGAGAACGAGGACGACUCGGAGCUGGCGCGCGACUCGUACUUCUACGCCGUGUCCGACCUGCAGGUGGGCGGCCGCUGCAAGUGCAACGGCCACGCCGCCCGCUGCGUGCGCGACCGCGACGACAGCCUGGUGUGCGACUGCAGGCACAACACGGCCGGCCCGGAGUGCGACCGCUGCAAGCCUUUCCACUACGACCGGCCCUGGCAGCGCGCCACGGCCCGCGAGGCCAACGAGUGCGUGGCCUGUAACUGCAACCUGCAUGCCCGGCGCUGCCGCUUCAACAUGGAGCUGUACAAGCUGUCGGGGCGCAAGAGCGGGGGCGUCUGUCUCAACUGCCGCCACAACACGGCGGGCCGCCACUGCCAUUACUGCAAGGAGGGCUACUACCGCGACAUGGGCAAGCCCGUCACCCACCGCAAGGCCUGCAAAGCCUGUGAUUGCCACCCCGUGGGCGCGGCCGGCAAGACCUGCAAUCAGACCACCGGUCAGUGUCCCUGCAAGGACGGUGUGACGGGCAUCACCUGUAACCGCUGCGCCAAGGGCUACCAGCAGAGCCGCUCUCCCAUCGCCCCCUGCAUAAAGAUCCCUGCGGCACCACCGACCACGGCCGCCAGCAGCGUGGAGGAGCCGGAAGACUGCGAUUCCUACUGCAAGGCCUCCAAAGGGAAGCUGAAGAUUAACAUGAAAAAGUACUGCAGGAAGGACUAUGCGGUCCAGAUCCACAUCCUGAAGGCGGACAAGGCAGGGGACUGGUGGAAGUUCACGGUGAACAUCAUCUCUGUGUACAAGCAGGGCGCGAGCCGCAUCCGCCGCGGUGACCAGAGCCUGUGGAUCCGCUCGCGGGACAUCGCCUGCAAGUGUCCCAAAAUCAAGCCCCUCAAGAAGUACCUGCUGCUGGGCAACGCGGAGGACUCGCCCGACCAGAGCGGCAUCGUGGCGGACAAGAGCAGCCUGGUGAUCCAGUGGCGGGACACGUGGGCGCGGCGGCUGCGCAAGUUCCAGCAGCGCGAGAAGAAGGAGUUGUAAUGGACCCAGAUGGAACUUGUAAUGUGGGCCCCACAUGAUAGAACUAAGUUCAGAUAUCAUUUAAAUAAACUCUUGUACACUGUUC
Messenger RNA from Odobenus rosmarus divergens (Pacific walrus), 2004 nucleotides. RefSeq names its product netrin 1 (gene NTN1). Gene Ontology annotation, molecular function: protein binding. The transcript has 8 exons. The record is from RefSeq and is a predicted model, not a curated record. Bases 117 to 1919 code for a protein of 600 amino acids. Lineage: Eukaryota; Metazoa; Chordata; Mammalia; Carnivora; Odobenidae.